Physcomitrium patens is the source of this 1488-nucleotide messenger RNA. RefSeq names its product putative glutamine amidotransferase-like protein C13C5.04. The record is from RefSeq and is a predicted model, not a curated record. Lineage: Eukaryota; Viridiplantae; Streptophyta; Bryopsida; Funariales; Funariaceae. Gene Ontology annotation, cellular component: cytosol.
CCCAGCCAGUGCCGUGGCCAGGCCCCGCCCGCCCACGAGAAGAGCAACGCAGCUGCGGCAGCAGCACAUCGCAACGCACCGCAACGCCAUCCGGAUUUCAACCCCCCCAUCACCAUCCCCACCUCUCAUACACCCCCCUCACAUAUCCAAGCAGCGUGCAUCCCAACUCUCUUCUGUCGCAUAAUUGUGUGUGUGUGCGGGGACGAAAUGGGGAGAGGGUCCUUGAGGCUCGCGGUGCUGGAAUGCGACCAAUUACAGAAUUACCUGGGGGGGAACAGUGAUGGCUACUCGAAAUUGCUGCAGACUGCCUUCAACCAAGUUUUGAAGAAUGCUGCUAGGGUUCUGCAUCCCCAGAUGACUGUGCCGCCGACGCUUUCCUUCACAGCAUUUGAUGUGAAGGCCGAAAAGUAUCCUGAAGAUUUCUUGGCGUUUGACGGGGUUUUGAUCACCGGGUCCUUGAGUGGAGUGUAUGACGGUGAUGCUUGGAUUCAGCGCUUGUUAAAUGUAAUCCGUGAAUUGGACAAUAUGAAAGUGAAGACAGUGGGGAUAAGCUUUGGACACCAAGCUAUUGCGGAGGCACUGGGUGGUCACGUAGGUCGGAAUCCAAAGGGUUCGGAGGUUUCUGUGAGAAAAGCUCAAGUGACAAAAGAAGGGGCCAGGGUCUUCUUGCCCACCUUCAAAGAAUUUCGCCUACAUUACCACCACAAUGACGCCAUCUUGACGCUGCCACCGGGUUUUCUGAACUUGGCGACCAACAACGUAACAGAGUUUCAAUCAACUUACAAACGACAGCAAUUCCUGACAUUCUGUGGGCACCCUGAAUACUCACACAAUCCAGAGGUGUUGGAGAAGCUGCUGGGAUACGAUCGGGAGAAGCUCUGGGUGCCCGAGCAGCUUGUGGAGCAUGGCCUCACCACUCUGUCCCAGCAAACUGACUACGAAUGGGUCAUCAAACAGAUACUACUUUUCUUCACCGGAGCCCUUGAUAGCUUCCCGUGAUCUUUCCUUCGUCUUCAUUCUGUCUGUACCGAUGUCUAUGUAGGUGUGGAAUAAUCAGCGUGCAAGUCCUGCAGUUUUCUGCAUCUUCCUCAUUUUAUUGUAUCUAUAAUCGGUCGUUGUAGAAGGGCAACGGAAAAAGAUAGUUUCUGAAUGACUUGUGAGUGGAUCAAAGAGUAUUCACUCUCUUCAAUCAACCGUUUUUGCAUAACUCUUUGUCGGUGUAUAGUAUCGAACCCUAGUUUUCACAAAUCACGGUUUGUUUCAGCAAUACAAACUGUGAAUUCCUAAUCAACCUGCUGAUUAGGCAUAUGUGAAUAGGGAUUUGGUCGACUAGGCAUUGUAAGCCUUUGAAAGAUCGUGUAUCUACUAUGUUUCUGGCUUCGAGCUUCUUAGUGUAUUUUAUCUGAGUGUCAUUCAUUUACUUAUUACAGCAUGAAUGACAUGUAUGAAAUAAAAUUACUAAGAACUUGCCACGCGAUUAACACUUCA